CUUUGCCUCGUAUGCUUCAGCAAAAUGCUUUUGCUUUGCAAGGGGCGCCGAGUGACCCUUGUGUGUCGGUCCAGCGGUUAAUCAAUAAAACAACAUUGUUUGGACCCAAAGGUCAUCCCACAGGGCGACCUAAGCAGUUUCUGUUCCAAAGCCGGGCCUGAAGCCUGAUUGAAAUGGAUCUAGAUAGUCCGUUUCCUUCAAGAGUGUCUGGAGCUGGUCAGCCAUGGGAUGCUCAACCACCUUGCCCAGGAAGGGAAUAUUGGCCACAGGUGACAGUUCGGAGAGGAAGAGUUGGGCAGGGGGAACACAGCGGAGGAUUGUUGGGAGACAAAGAACUUGAGCAAAAUGGAAAGACAGGAAUGGAUCCUCUGCUCUUCAGCUUAGAAUCCAACAAAUAAUGCAGAAAGAAAGAGCUUUUCCUAUGUGCACUCUGCACAGGGAAAGCUUAUGAUCUGAACCAAGCUUUCAACCUCAGGGAGAAAUGCAUGUAGGGGGGGAAACAUAUAAAUGUUUGGAGUGUGGAAAGAACUUCUGCACAAAUAGAGCCCUUACUAGACAUCAUAGAACCCAUACUGGGGAGAAACCACAUGAAUGUUUGGAGUGUGGAAAGAGCUUCAGGCAGAGUGGAGAUCUGAAUAUACACUAUAGAACCCACACUGGGGAGAAGCCACAUAAAUGCUUGGAGUGUGGAAAGAGCUUCAGGCAGAGUGGAGCUCUUACUAUCCAUCAGAGAACCCACACUGGGGAGAGACCACAUAGAUGCUUGGAGUGUGGAAUGAGCUUCAGUCAGAGUGGACAUCUUAAUAAACACCGUAGAACCCACACUGGGGAGAAACCACACAAAUGCUUGGAGUGUGGAAAGACCUUCAGCCAGAAUGCAUCUCUUACUAUACACUAUAGAACCCACACUGGGGAGAAACCACAUAAAUGCUUGGAGUGUGGAAUGAGCUUCAGCCAAAGUGGAGAACUGAAUAAGCACCAUAGAACUCACACUGGGGAGAAACCACAUAAAUGCUUGGAGUGUGGAAAGAGCUUCAGCCAGAGUGGAGGUCUGAAUAAACACUAUAGAACCCACACUGGGGAGAAACCAUAUGAAUGCUUGGAGUGUGGAAAGAGCUUCAGCACACGCGGAGAUCUGAAUAUACACCAUAGAACCCAUACUGGGGAGAAACCAUAUGAAUGUUUGGAGUGUGGAAAGAGCUUCAGCACAAGUGGACGUCUAAAUAAACACCAUAGGACCCACACUGGGGAGAAACCAUAUGAAUGCUUGGAGUGUGGAAAAAGCUUCAGCCAGAGUGGACAGCUUACUGUACACCAUAGAACCCACACUGGGGAGAAACCAUAUGAAUGCUUGGAGUGUGGAAAGAGCUUCAACACAAGUGGAGAUCUGAAUAUACACCAUAGAACCCACACUGGGGAGAAGCCACAUAAAUGCUUGGAGUGUGGAAAGAGCUUUAGCCAGAGUGGAGCUCUUACUAUACAUCAGAGAACUCACACUGGGGAGAAACCAUAUAGAUGCUUGGAGUGUGGAAAGAGCUUCAGCAUGAGUGGUGCUCUUAUUUCACACCAAAGAACCCACACUGGGGAGAAACCACAUAAAUGUUUGGAGUGUGGAAUGAACUUCAGCCGAAGUGGAGCUCUUACUGCACACCAUAGAACCCAUACUGGGGAGAAACCAUAUGAAUGUUUGGAGUGUGGGAAGAACUUCAGCACGAGUGGACAUCUGAAUAAACACCAUAGAACUCAUACUGGGGAAAAGCCAUAUGAAUGCUUGGAGUGUGGAAAAGGCUUCAGCCAGAGUUGGCAGCUUACUGUACACCAUAGAACCCAUACUGGGGAGAAACCAUAUGAAUGCUUGGAGUGUGGAAAGAGCUUCAGCCAAAGUGAACAUCUUGCUAUACAUCAUAGAACCCACACUGGGGAGAAGCCACAUAAAUGUUUGGCGUGUGGAAAGAGCUUCAGUCAGAGUGGAACUCUUAUUAUACAUCAGAGAACUCACACUGGGGAGAAACCAUAUAGAUGCUUGGAGUGUGGAAAGAGCUUCAGCACGAGUGGCUCUCUUAUAUCACACCAAAGAACCCACACUGGGGAGAAACCACAUAAAUGUUUGGAGUGUGGAAUGAACUUCAGCCGUAGUGGAGCUCUUACUGUACACCAUGGAACCCAUACUGGGGAGAAAUCACAUAAAUGCUUGCAAUGUGGAAAGAGCUUCAGCAUUAGUGGAAACCUUACUAGACAUCUUAGAACAUGUUGGAGUUGCAGUAGCAUUGACUCUUUGCAGCUUCUGUCUUAUUGACCACUACACACAUUAGGAGUGGAGAUAGUAAGUGCAGGACUUCUCCUUUGAGUUCUUGGCUAUCCUGACUGAUAUUCAUAGGUAGCGAGCAUGAAUUGUCUUAUUUGCUAAGCAGGGGCCACUCUGGUUUGCAUUUGAAUGGAAGAUAAGACAUAAUGCUGUAGUGACCAGCCUCCCCACCCUCUAAAGAGUUAACAGGAAGUUAACUUGACUGACAGGCUGGUGAACUCCAAGGCUCAACCAGUCAGCACACCAGGUGGGUGGGACUGUCACAAGCCUGCCAACCUGAAUUAACUGAUCCUAAAUCUCAACACAGUAGCCAGUUGUAAAUGCAUCUCAGAUUUCAGCUUUACUGAAGAACAAUCAGUCCAGACAAACAGGCAGUCCCAGAAUACAAAAUAAGUAGUCCAUGCCCAACAAUUCCCCUCAACACUAAUAAGCCAGACUUUUUUGUGGAGUUUCAGGAGGCUAGCUUUCAAAGUCACGAUUUUUCAGACCAAGGUCAUCCAGGCUGAUUAGACACAUCGUCUCCAGCAGUCUGCUCAAAGCACAAGCUGCAGAAUUUAUAGCCAACAGCUAGGUACACCCAAUCACCACCCCUGGCAGCUGCCACAGAUUCAGUCAGUCUCUUGCUGCCUUCUUGCUAAUAACUGGCUACUUCUCAACUCCAUCACCUGUCAGUGAUGCUUCUCUCACCUUCGUUGUCUGGGAGACAAUGAUUGUUCAAUCUCCUGCUCAGACUGCAACCCUUCUCUCCAGAGUCCAUUCUGCCUCAUUGGCUCCUCCCUCAGCAGCCUCUCACCCUGACACAUCUCAGAUGCCUCUCUGCUCAGAUCACCUACCUGACCCUCAGACAUCUCCCUGUUUCCCGGUAUAUCUACUGCCCUCUUCCGAGUCCGCAGGUGGGGGCAUGACAGGGACCUAGAGAGCUGUUGCUGGAAUUUCUGGGAACAAGAAGUAGGAAAUCUGUGCUGGAAGCAUGAAAGGAUGACAUGCUAUAAUGGAGUCUGCUGCAUUAGGCUGAGGCUGUAGAUUCUUGGAAGAUAGUCUUGCAGGGGCUUGAUUCUCAUCAGGAGUUUGGUGAGUUCAAAGAGAAGAAGCCAGGACUUUUGGCUUUGGGAGUUUCAGCAUAGGGAACAGUUUGUUUAGUCAGACUGUGUGUCAGGAAUUUAUUUUGCUUGUGUGUGUGUGUGCUUUGCAUUGUCCUAAAUAUCUUUUCUUUGCAACAGAGUAACUAAGAUUUUGAAGAAUGCUGCCUUAGAGCCAGCAAGGUGUAUUGAAGCAUUUCUGUAAUCAUCUUAAAUAUUCUAAAGUGUAUCUAAAAAGCUUAAAGCCUCA
Hemicordylus capensis (graceful crag lizard) is the source of this 3634-nucleotide messenger RNA. Its product is annotated as zinc finger protein 546-like. Bases 482 to 2296 code for a protein of 604 amino acids. Gene Ontology annotation, biological process: regulation of transcription by RNA polymerase II. Lineage: Eukaryota; Metazoa; Chordata; Lepidosauria; Squamata; Cordylidae. The transcript has 3 exons. The record is from RefSeq and is a predicted model, not a curated record. Gene Ontology annotation, molecular function: RNA polymerase II cis-regulatory region sequence-specific DNA binding; DNA-binding transcription factor activity, RNA polymerase II-specific.